GUCAGGUGUCGUCGUCGUCGGCAAGGCGAGCCCGCUGGCGGGUUAGAGCAGACGCGGGAGGCGGAGACUAGCAAGCAGGCAGGGGAGGGAGAAGAUGGCGGAGGCAGAGUGAGUAGAGAGCUCGGCGUGCCUGCGGCGGGGCGGGCGGAGAGGGAGCGGGACUCGGCCGCGGCGGGGCUGCAGCCGGCGAGCGGGGAGGGUUCUUCGGAGGGGAAGCAGCAGCAGCAGCAGCAGAGGGGGCGGGGGGGCUCCCAAAUAUCUAUAUGUCUAUCUAUACCUAAUGGGCAGCUGUAGAGCCUUCCCCGCGCCCCUCCUGCCUCUCCUGGUUUAUGGUGACGGAGUUGAGGGGCUCCUGACGCCUGCCAGUCAGAGAGAGACAGACGGUCAGCUUUAGGGGUGAUUCUCAUGCCACCCCCCGUCUAGACAGCGCUACUUUCGCAAAAGGUGCUUGCUGCUCCUUGCCCUCCUGUCAAGCCGGAGAGAACGACACAUGUUUUCGUAGAGAGAGUUGUAGGGUUGGGAGGGGGGACCCCCAAGGGUCAUCUAGUCCAGCCCCCUGCAAGCAGCUGAAUCGCCAGGUCGAGAGUCAAGGCAAGGCGCAGGGAACCUGUCCUCUUUCCAGACACACACACACCCCGACACCUCUUCCUCUAACCAGCCAAACUUGAACUUGGGACAGCCCAAAUUGGCUGGUUCAAAGACCAUCCGGUUCAGGAAGUAGCUUGUCUACAUCAAAGCCAGGAAUGCAGGUUUCUUCUUGCCUGCUGUUUGUAUUUAUAUCCCACCGUUGCGCAUAAAAGGAAGCGCAAGGCGGUAUUAUGUCAUUUUGCCAAUCUUCCCCUGCCUGCCCAAAUUUCAUCCCGUCCCCACCCAGUGAAGUCCAUGCCUGAGAGGAGGUUUGAACCCGGUCCUAGCUCAGUGCUCCUAGCUAACUGCAACACAAUGUCCACCAGCAGUAGACGCCAUCCCUUUAGGACAAGGCACUUCAUCAGGUCACUGACUAUGUCACAGAAGGCAAAACAGGGAGUGGAUGUAGUGUGGGUUUUAGUAUGCAGGUGCUUUCUUUGUUUUCUGGUUUUUUGAUGUAACAAAUUUUCUGCUUUUUGAAAAGGUAUCUUCAACCCCCACCCAAACACACACACUUAUUUUGGUGUCAUUUCUUCAAGGAUUUUGAAGAUGUAUAAUUAUGUACAAGGUUUAUAUCAAGCUCUUAUCAGUUCCAUCUAAGAAUAAAGUGAGGUGGGGGAGAGUUUGUUCGUUUCUUUUAUUAACUCAAGGGAUUUAAAAGCAAUGUCAAUCUGCAUCACCAGCGGCAGUAGAAAUAUCUUCAAGUCCUUCCUGCGUGUAUGUAGAUUGUUCCUGUCUCUGGGUUGGCCUGCAGUGUUAGGCAAUUUCUAUUUGUCCAUCACUAUGGCUCUUACGUUCCAACCAUGCCUUACUAGGUUACUAUAGAUAGAACCACGUGAGGUAAGCUACCACAUGGCUAUGUGUCCUCUCUGGAACUCCCCAAACUGAGUUGUACCACCACCAACUUUCUUGAGAGGUUGUAGAACCAUGGUAACAGCAAUUUCAUUGAAGUGGUUACCUACAGAUAGCUGUCCAUACAGGUCGAUCUGUGCAUUUGUUUUGAAUCUGCUGUUGUAUGUUCAAUGGCUGUAUACUGGUAAAUGGGAUCCACUAAAUCUGCUUGCAAUGCCCCUGUAAUGUACACUGAGAACAAGAUAGUCACUAGGCUCCUGCCCAAAGGCCGUAGCAAACCUCACCAGGAAGAGAAAACACCUUGCAUGGUGCUUCCUGGCAUGGCAACCACAAAUAAUGGUUGAAAUAACAAGCCAAACAAAAAUAAGCGGACUCAUAUUUGUGAGUCUAGUUAUUGUGGUACUGUACAAAGGAGGUGUGUGUGUUGUUCAUACAGAAUGCAAUUUAAAAUCAUUUUAUUUAAAAUCAAUAGGAAAUCUGCUAUAUAGGUAUCUUGUUGCUUAGGAUAUUUGCUCCCCAUCAUUUCAGAAAAGGUUGGAAUAAUUUGUAAACAUGUACUAUAGUAUUCUGCAUUCCAGACUGAGUAUUUCUUUUGAAAAUGCCUUCGUUUUUCAAGGCCACUGAUGGUGCAAUACCUUCACAAGGGAGCUUUGCAAGAGUUGCUUCAAUACAGGAGAUCUUUUCUUACCUUGCUUUAUGUGCCACUCAACCAUAAAUUUGUGCGAUACUGGUGCAUUGCUCAAGAAGAGUUAAUAUAGUUAAGCAAUGUAAUAGUUAAUAGUUGAGUUACCUUUAGUCUCAUUUUUGAGAAAUUGAUUUAUAAAUUAAAGGUAUCUCGGGGUGCAGCUACAAUUCAGUUUCUGUGAAUUCCAGUGUGAACUGGCCUGUAUUUCCUUGCAGAUUGGACUAAUUAUCCUUUGGAGUUUGUAUUUCUCCAAAUUUUGUGAUGCAGUUCUUGGCUCAAUAACAAGAAACCAAAUGAGUUAUUUUAGGAUAAAACAUGUUUAGAAAUGCACACAGUGAGAUAAAAUAUGUUAAAUUAAUACAAAUACGUUUGGCAGAUUGUUUAAAAGCAAAUAGCAUUUUAAAGCAGGAAUGAGUUUGUGAAUGAACAUGUGCAAAAUUAACCCAGGCAGGAAAUAGAUGAAUUUGACCUUCCCCGGUCCAUAGAACCUUCCAUAUGCAUGCGGAGAGGAUCUCUGCAAGUGCACCCAAGCCCUCUUUUCCCUCCUUGCUCUGCACCUUUUACUGGUUGCACUUUCAUGGUGCCAUAGGUGCUGCUGCUUAGCCAGCCAUUCUCUGUGGUGAGAGCUCUUCCUCUGCAUCACAUUCCGUUAUCUGAUGGCCUGCUUUUAUAUAGGGCCCUGGCAUGUAGGCUACUCACACAAAAUAGAAGAAUACUUCUUGCUGGCAUUAUGGAGAGGACCAGAUCAGAAGAUAACUCUUAUGUGAGGGUGAUUAUACCCAGCACAGUGGCAAGAAGCCAAGUUGAGAGUUGGUAAAGAGGUGGGCAUCACAAAAAACAGGACCCCACAUGCAGCCGCAGAAGGUCUCGUCUGGACACUAGUCUCCACACAGAAAUCUCUUGAACUGUUGUAAAUACUUUAUUGUGUCCCCUAUCUCCUGUCAAAUGUAAGACCGUUCCAUUUUAUAUGUAAAAGAACUGAAAAAUGACUGACGGCCUUGUCAUGUCUGCUUUAGGGGAUUUGCAAAAGAUUGUUGGUGGGGAAUGAACACUUGGCUUAGCUUUCAGUUGAAGAGGACCAGGCAAAAUAUAUUUUUAUUUAUAUAGGCCUCUGGCCUGCAAUUUGCAUUGCAAACAUAUUUGAAUUGAUUUUAACAGAUUUGGUGUUUAAAUUUUUUAUUUUUUUUACUGAUUGUAGCUGCCCUUGGAUCUUCAAAAAAAAAACCUUUGUAUUUUAUAGCUGUUUUGUGGUAUUUUUCUAUCUAUAUUGGGGACAGUGCCAUCAGACCAAGGCAUUGCCCACUGAUUUAUGUCAUUGACACAUGGUCUCAGAACUAGUUAAAGGUAGGUAGCUGUGUUGGUCUGCCAUAGUCAAAACAAAAUAAAAAAAAUCCUUCCAGUAGCACCUUAGAGACCAACUAUGUUUGUUAUUGGUAUGAGCUUUCGUGUGCAUGCACACUUCUUUAGAUACAAGAAGUGUACAUGCACAUGAAAGCUCAUACCAAUAACAAACGUACAGUGGUGCCUCGCAAGACGAAAUUAAUCCGUUCCGCGAGAGUCUUCGUCUAGCGGUUUUUUCGUCUUGCGAAGCAAGCCCAUUGACGGAUUAGCGCUAUUAGCGCUAUUAGCGGUUUAGCGGCUAUUAAAGGCUUAAAGGCUUAGGGGAUUAGCUGCUAAAAGGCUAUUAAAGGCUAUUAAAGGCUUAGCAGAUUAGAUAAAGGGGGGGGGAAGCGGAAAAAAAAUCUCAAGACUCGCAAGGUAUUUUCGUCUUGCGAAGCAAGCCCAUAGGGGAAUUCGUCCUGCGAAGCAACUUCAAAACGGAAAACCCUUUCGUCUAGCGGUUUUUCCGUCUUGCGAGGCAUUCGUCUUGCGGGGCACCACUGUAGUUGGUCUGUAAGGUGCUACUGGAAGGAUUUUUUUAAUUCAGUCUCAGAACUGCGCUUGAUGUCUUGACUACAAAUCCAGAACAAGGUUCUGGAUGCAGGUUUCAAACAUUAGAGGAUCUUCCAAAACCCAAUAGUAGAGUCUGAAAACUCUAUUUCCUGCUUUGUAGCAAAACACUGUAAUGUACCUGCAGUUGCCUAGAUAAGUAGGCAACUUGACUGUUGAACUGUGAAGAGAACUGCAAGUGAUAGGGAACUACUGUAGGAAGUCUCCACAGAGAUGGCAAUUAACCAAAAGUGAGACCUGAUGGUCACCAGAGCAAAGAAUGUUAUGACAAGGUCAUUCUGGACCAAAGGAAAGCUUAGGCUGCAUAAAUUGCAGAGUUGGGAGUGGGGAAAUCAGCCUUCAAAACAAAACAAAAACAACCACCCAUAUGAUCACAUAAAUAAGGCAUACUUCUAUGCCUUCUACAUCAAGUACUGUACUCAAGAAAAUUCCACACUCCUCACCAGCUCUCCCUACACACCCUCUGGAUCAGACUGGCAGAAUUCCUUUUUCAGACACCUCUUUUUCCAACCUGUCAAUCAAAUAUCUUGUUCUACAUGGAUCCGGUCUCACAUUCGUGUAUAACAAGUAUUUUGACUGACAGCUUAGUCACCUGGAACGUUAAAGGGAGGGGAAAACCCUCCUCCAGAAGCGUUGUUUUGCACAUUCUGAAGCUGCCAAUCGUUUGCAUCUUUUGAUAGCGCUUAUUCAUAAGCAAGUGGAGGAGAUGUAGCAGCAAGAGACUGCGUGUUUCUUCUACGCCACCUCUUAUUCAGCAGAUUCUCGGAGCACACAGAACUGCCUGUAGGUGUGGAGUACUGCUUCAGACCUGCACUUCUGCACCCAACAAAUUGCCAACUGAGCAUAGUAAAAAAUAAAAAAUAAGGAAGUUGCAAUCACUUUUCAACCCACUUCCACAAAGGUAGUCUAGCAAGGUUCUGUACAGCUUAUAUGGAAUGCUUUGGGAUCCCUUUGCACCAGAUACACAGGUGGGAAGCAAUAGGUGGUGGUGGAUCUUUGCCCAUAUCUAGUGUGCAGGUUCUGAAAGAGUGCAUCAAUUGUCAACACGGCACCCAUGCUUUCAGCAGUCCAGCUUUUGGUGGUAAUACGGUCCAGCUUUUGGCGGUCCAGCUUUUUGGUGGAUUUUGAAGAGUUUGUGGUGAGUUGGAUGAAAAGCCUUGAGGGAAGGCAGAUGGCUAAGACAUUGGGGGCAAAAUGUAGAAAAGGGCACAAGAAGAAAUGCUUUUUGAAGGCUUAGGUUGUGAGUUCAGAGUAAGAGUUGAUUGUGUGGCUCGGCUGAAGCUUCUGUGGGUGACUUCUGCUUUUCCGAGCAAAGCAAACCAUUGAAUGGAGUUAAGCUUGGAAACUCUGCAAAAACUUGAGAGGUUUGCCUGUACAUGCAGCACACCUCACCAUGGAGCUAAAGACACCACCUACACAGCGAGUUCUGUUUUCUGAACGAUGCUAUCUAAACAAGGAUAACUUAAACAUUGAGUCAUCCCCUACGUAACCAACUGAUCACUGUGCCCUUCCAUGGAAGGCAUCCUGCAGGUACCACCCUAUUAAAGAGGUUCAUUUCAGAAUCGGGCCAGAAUGUUCCCCUUUGGAACAUAUCUAUGUCUGCUACAUAUCAGAGAGGCAACUCCCCUGUUGUCAUUCAGUGAGUGCUAAAGACAUUCCUGUUUCAGCAAGCCUUCAAAAUAGAGAUCUUUACCUCUGUAUCAGAUUUAAAACUUUCACGUGCUGCUGUUGUUUUAAAAUAUAUGUGUUCAUUUGUUUUUUAUCUAUGUAGCUAUUUUAUAUAUGUUUUUAUUAUGCUGUGAGUCACUUUGGGAUGCCUCGUGGGAAGCGACUCAUAGGUGAAAUAAGCAAUAACAGCAUAAUAAUACUGAUCACCAAAGGGUUGGGUUGACUGUUUUGUUCCCUGUCCUGCUUGUCAGCACCUAGCUGGCUCCUGUUGGAAAUAGGAUGUUAGAAUUGAUAUCUCUUUAGUUUGAUCUGGGAAGACAGUUCUCCUAUUCCUAUGAAAUACACGCACACUCGCUGAAAGGCUCCCUUUUUCUGUUCUACCACAUACGGCACCAGCUUUGGAGUUAUGCAAGUUUGCCCAGACAGGUUUCUGAUUUCAAAGCGUACCUUAGUCAUUUUCUCUGCAUGUUCUGCUCUUCUGGCACUGGGCUAAGUGUGUGAAGAACUAUUGUGCAAGCACCCCUUGAACUCACCUGACCCUAGCACUGUGUGUCUUAAUAAAACCUGUUUCAGAAAUUGAGGACACCUUUCAAAGUCCCUUUGCUGAAUGAUGUUUUUGUGGGGAGAGGAGAGGCAUACAGCAACACCAGAAAUGGCUCAGUUGGUAGAGCCUGAGAUUCCUAAUCUCAGGGUAAGGGGCUUGAGCCCCACAUGGGGCGAAAGAUUCCUUCAUUGCAGGGGUUGGACUAGAUGGCCCUCGAGGUCCCCUUCUAACUCUACAAUUCUAUGAAAAGCACCUCUUCUAGAAAUCAUAGAACCAUGGAAUUUCAGAGUUGGAAUGGACCCUGACGAUCACCUAGUCCAACCCCAGCAAUGCAGUAAUAUGCAGCUGUCCCAUACGGGGAUCGAACCUGCAACCAUGUAAUUACAAUGGUACCUCGGGUUACAUACACUUCAGGUUACAGACUCCGCUAACCCAGAAAUAGUGCUUCAGGUUAAGAACUUUGCUUCAGGAUGAGAACUGAAAUCGUGCUCCGGCAGCAGCGGGAGGCCCCAUUAACUAAAGUGGUUCUUCAGGUUAAGAACAGUUUCAGGUUAAGAACGGACCUCCGGAACAAAUUAAGUACUUAACCUGAGGUACCACUGUAUCAGCACCAUGCUUUAACCAGCUGAGCUAUUCAGGUCUGAAUCUUGUAGUAAAGUACACCAGGCCCUGCCUACCAAUACUUUCUUCCUACCUCCAGUACUACCUAAUAAUGCUUGGGUGUGUUUCCAUUCUUUUGUUUGCAUAUUGAUCUAACCAAGUCAAUUACUGAAGUUGUCAUCAUUCGAUCGUCAGGCACACAAGGAUAAUUCCAUUGACUUCUAAGGAGUCACACUGCUGCGUCUUCUUUCCCCAUCAAAGCGACACCCUAGCCAUUAUACUAUCUGUGCAGCUACUCUGAUUCUAUUCCUGAUAAGUUCUACUUAAAGCUAGGCUGUGGAGUUUAUUAUGCAAUCGCUAAUCACUUACUAUCACAGCAAUUUGUGGAAUCACCUCUUUGGGAGGUUGCCACAUCGACUUGGUAUGUUUAAGUUUGUGGUAACAUGAUGUGUGCCAGGCUUUGGCUAAAAGGAAAACAAAAGAAAAGAAAACAGGCUAUGCUACUUCAGUGAUUCACCAUUACCCCGUGAAUGUUUGGCUGCCUAUGAUAUUCCAUGUUUAGUUCUCAGCUUUUGGGGAGACGGGCCUUGAAUCUUUCAGCAAUAGAGACCAAAAGUCCUAGUAUCAGUUUUGUCAAGAUUACCGCAUUUUUUGCUCUAUAAGGCUCACUUUUUCCCUCCUAAAAAGUAAGUGUGUCUUAUGGAGCAAAUGAAGGCUGCACAGCUAUCCCAGAAGCCAGAACAGCAAGAGGGAUCGCUGCUUUCACUGUGCAGCGAUCCCUCUUGCUGUUCUGGCUUCUGAGAUUCAGAAUAUUUUUUUUCUUGUUUUCCUCCUCCAAAAACUAGGUGCGUCUUGUGGUCUGGUGUGUCUUAUAGAGCGAAAAAUAUGGUAAAUAAUUCCUGAAGCAGUGAUGAUGAACCAGAAAGUUUAGUAAAAAUCAUUUUAUUUCCAUUUUGUUUUCGACAACUUUCUAUUCAGAUGGUGGUUAUGGGUGUUGCUCAACUAAGUCUUACAUAGAGUAGACCCAUUGAAAUAAAUGAGCAUGGGUAAGUUAGGUCCAUGGGUGUCAAUAGGUCUACUCUGAAUAAAACCUGGAUGCAUACUAUCCCAGGAGUUAAAGCUUUUAUUCACAAAUGAAGAGUAGAAUUUUAUUGUACUAAAAUAAAUGAAAGCUGGGAAUUCUUGCCAAUUACGCUGAAUAUCUGGGUGUUAAUUUUUUCAUAUAGAAAAGCAUCUCCUUAUGCGUGUUUUAAGGUGAUGCUACAUUUAUCUUUAUAUCAGCAACUUAUUUUUUUCCCCAGCAGAACCUAUAUUUUCAGUUGAGCAGUGGGCACCUGUUGACUUAUUCCCAUGUGAGUGGCCACAUUGCCAAAGUGCUCUUUUAACUCAGUCCUCCCCACUGUCAAUAGUGACAAAAAAGCCUUUCUUGCUCACACACAUUAGUGUGCAUUCAUUACAGAACCUGAUGCCUCUGUAUUUUAGUGGGCAGCUGAGACACGCACCAAGAGCGGCUGUGCUUGUUUUCUGCUCGGAAGCAUCUUUGGAAUGGGUUGAAUCCACCGGCCACUUAUUCCCUGUACAGUAGCUCUCCAAAGGUGCCCAAGGAUUGAAAGCUGCAGAAAUUGGCUAGUAGAAGUCCUCGUGAGUUAAUGCCAUGCUGCAGCAGCCUUCUUCAAAGAUUAUAUAUGAGUGCGUUCCAUAAUUAUAUUGUUUGUUUGUUUUGUUUUGCACAGGAUUUGGAGUAUACCCUGAAUUAAGAAAAAUAGUAUUGCUUCAGGCUUCUUGGUCAUCCUCCCUUCUCUCCCAACAUAUGCGUUGCAUUUUGCUGUAAGUACAGGCGGCCAUGGCAGAUGACGAUGAUACGCAGCCAUCCAUCCCAAAGAAGUGCGGUCCGUACAUUUCCUCGGUGACCAGCCACAGCCUGAACUUGAUGAUCCGCGGGAUAGUCCUGUUUUUAAUUGGUGUCUUUCUUGCUCUAGUAUUAAACUUGCUACAAAUUCAGAGAAACGUCACCUUGUUCCCACCAGAUGUGAUCACCAGCGUCUUCUCUUCAGCUUGGUGGGUACCGCUUUGCUGUGGAACAGCAUCAGGUAUGUCGGAACAAAUGCGGCCAGAGAGAAACCUUAUUAAGGGAAACAUCAUGGGCUUGAUUCAGUCCGCAGAAGCACCAUUUGGCAUUUCCUCCUCCUUUCCUCCAAGACACCUGUGGACGUGAACCAGGCAAGGGUUGUUAAGAGGAACAUAAGGUCUAGGUGCACCUUUUGUAUCUAUGGACUUCCCUGUCUCCUCUGCUCAGCCAUGGAGAAUGAGGUGGACAGAGAGUCACGGAUGUGGGAGGUGCAUCAUGUAGCCCUGACUUUCUACAUAGGAACCUAAUGUGCUGAGAACUCAGGCAUGCACAUCGGAGGAUAUGCAGAUGCUGGAUUCAUGCAACUGUGCUACCCAGUUACAGCUCCCCCUCUUGCUGCUUGUAGGGAUUAGCUUGCUGGGAUGUCUUAGAUUCUGGCAGAGGAAAGAGUGCCAGGCAUUCUUCAUUCGUCAUUGCUUCUCAUGGGCCAAUCUGGGCAUGGCAUCCCAGUGCCGGAUUUACGUGUAAGCUAAACAAGCUAUAGCUUAGGACCCCACUCUCUUGGGCCCCCCAAAGAAAUUUAAAGGGGGGGAAACUGGAUGUACAUUUCCAAAAUAUAAGAUUAAAAACAAAUAAAAUAAAACCUACAUACAGCAACAGUGUUUUGUGUUGUGUAGGCUCCUAUGAUGUAAGUAAUGGGGCCCCGCCUGCUAGCCUGCUCCCUCAAAUAUCACUGGUUUGCUCAUUUCUAUAUAUAGGGUGCCUACAUUCUGCAUGGACUGGUUGCAUGGCAACAUGUGCAAAUGGCUUUAGAUACCUAUUAGGUUCAUAAAGUACCAUAUAGCAUAUAUUCAACACAAAAAACAGUGACAAUUUGUUGUUGACAAAGGGCAGCUGGACAUAUAAAGGGCCCCGUUAUCUUCAGUAGCUGAAGGCCUCAUCAAACCUAAAUCCGGCCCUGCAUCAACCACAUGACUGGCCCUAGGCAGAGAGGGAGGCCUAGCUAAUCUGGACCAGGGCUGGUGGGAGGGGACGCCAACACUUUACUUCCGCUACAGUCCCAGUCCGGAUUGCACCUCCCCUCCCCUGGCUGCAGUUUAGAAAAGAAAAAGCAGUCAUGGGCAGACAGUUUGCAUUCAGUGAUCCAACUUCAUUUUUUUAUAUAAAAAAAAAUCUGAUUUCAAUUUCCAUUUGGUGGUCCAAAUUUAUUUAUUUUGAAAAUCUGAUUUAUAGUAGAAAUGUUCUUAAAUUUUGCAAGGCAAUAAUUGUCUUAAGUAAGUAGCAUGGUCUGCUGAAUUCUUUUGUAAGCCAGAAGCAAACCAGUGAUAUUUGAGGGAGCAGGCUAGCAGGCGGGGCCCAUUACUUACAUCAUAAGAGCCUACACAACACAAAACACUGUUGCUGGUGGGGGCUGAUGAGAGUUAUAGCCCAAAACAUCUGGAGAACCCCAGGUUGGGUAAGGCUGCUGUAGUACAAUGGCGUCUAGAUUUCUGUGGCAGGGUAGGGUACAUAUCUCUCCAGCCUCCCUACCACUGAUUCAGCCAAUACUUUAAUGAAUUCAGUUGCUGCAUAAGAUCUUUUUAUCACCGGAAACCUCUUGGCAGUGGAGUCAGGGGGCAGCACUAGGGGAAGGUUCUAUUGUAAGUAAACCUCCCAUAAUAUGCCAAUAUUUUCCUGAGGUGCUGCUUGUCAGAUUCUGAUACAGGUCAAUAAACCGAUCUAUUGUCUAGGAAACAGGUUUUUGUUGUUGCUGCUGAAGAUAAUCUUCAAGGCUACGUAUCUUGCAUUAUCUAAUUACUUUCCUUUUGUACCUUUUCAUGGAAUUAAUACACCACAGAUUUCACAGAGGAUUCAGAUUUGAAAGGAAUUGUCUGUGUAAAUUGUCUGAAUGUGUUGGUUUUCUUUUCUCGGAGGUGUGUGUGUGUCUGUGCGCGCUUGGAAUAUUUUGGUCACAGUUAGAAACUCGUUUUAUCUCCAAACUGCCUGCCUGUCAUCGUUCCUUUUUAUUUAUUUAUUUUUUGCCCAUCUGAAAUCCUUGAGUAUUUUACUGCACCAUUUGCUUCAUUUUUAUUUUACACCUAGAUUGGCAAUUCUAGACACAAGCAUUUGUUUGGCUUGAUUGUCUUUUGCCAUCCUUCUCCACCCUGGUCCCUCUGGAGGUUUAGAGUACAGCUCCCAGCAUCCCUCACUGUUGUUGUUGUUGUUGUUGUUUGCCUUCAUUAGCCACUUUUCCCACAAAGGUGACUCAAAGCAACUUCCAAAAAUGGUACAAACUUUAAAACCGGAUACAGUGGUACCUCGGGUCACAAACACUUCAGGUUACAAACGCUUUGGGUUACAAACUCCACUAACCCAGAAGUAGUUACCUCAGGUUACGAACUUUGCCCCAGGAUAAGAACAGAAAUCGCGCGCCGGCAGCAGUGGGAGGCCCCAUUAGCGAAAGCCCACCUCAGGUUAAGAACGGUUUCGGGUUAAGAACCGACUUCCGUAACGAAUUAAGUUUGUAACCCGAGGUACCACUGUAUUAGGAACCCAAACAGAAUGAGAACCUAAAAACACACCCAUAUAUCGGUCUCAAACACCCCACCCCACUAAAAGAGGCCACAGAUAGCUGAUACCCUCCAAAUUAAGGGGCUAAAGCCUGGGUUCAAAGAGAUGUUUUUGCCUGGUGCCUGAAAAUACAUAGUGGUGGUGCCAGGCAUGCCUCCUGGGGGAGAGUGUUUCACAAGCAGGAUGCUAUCAGUCAAAAGGCUUGCUUUCAUGUUUCCACCCUCUGCACCUCUCUCAGUGGGUGCCUAUGGAGAAGGGCCUCAGGUGAUGAACACAGUCUGACUGGUUCAUGUGGGGACAGGUGGUCCUUGAGAGUGAGCUGCAUGAGGCUUCAUAGGUCAAAACCAGCACAUGGGUUUCCCACAUUUCCUGGGGCUAAUGGAAGUUCUAGUCCAAAGCAUCUGGAGGGCAUUCAACAAGGCUGAAGGCAAGGGCAGUGGCAGAAAUUUUUUUGCUAGCAUGUUUUCAUCUGCGGGAAGUUUUCCAUUUGUAAAAAAAUAUGUCGUUUCAUAAAAUUAACUAGUAAUGUAGUGAAUGGUUACCAGUAUGAUAUCAGCCAAUUUAGGGAGCGUCAGCGAAUGGCAAAUUUGGCAGAAGUCAUCAUUGUUCCUUUCGCCUUUUGUUGUUGUCAUUUACAGCUGUGAUUGGGUUAUUGUACCCCUGCAUGGAUCGACACCUGGGAGAGCCACACAAAUUUAAGAGGGAAUGGUCCAGUGUGAUGCGGUGUGUAGCAGUCUUUGUUGGUAUAAAUCAUGCCAGUGCUGUAUCCUUCUCUAUGGUAAUGAAGUUGGCAGCCGCAUCCAAACUUUUUUCUAGGAGGCCAAGAGCUAAACAACAGCUGCCCCGCUCACUUCACCGGGAUUGCACGCCUGGUGCACUCCCCGACGUGGCAGCGAAUUUAUUAGUUGCCCUUCCAUUGCUAACUCAGGGUGAUUUACAACAGUUUCAAGCUACAUGUUUAAAAUAACUUAAUAAACACAAUAAAAAAUCCAGUGUGGCCGAAGAAAGCUUGGCCAUAAAACAGCAGCGAGAAGCAAUAAAGUAUUAAGAAAUAACAUUCUCGUGACACAAGUGUUCACACUAAUGACAGGGUGCAUGUAAACUUUUAGCAAGGUGGCUAUCCCAAGGAAGGCACUUUUGCAAGCCAACAUUCACUCAUGAGUAAUUGCAUACCUACUAAACAAGCAUUUGAAACAUCAUGCCUUUGGUCUAGUCCUAAGAGGGCUGCGAAUGGUCAGCUAGGGAUGUUCUAGUUAGAUAUGAUUUUCGGAAAGCUGUUCAGUGUCAGGAAAAUCAGAGUUGUGUGAAGCAUACUGGCAAUCCCUUUGAGGCAAAACCCCAAAACAAUUAGUCAGUGUUCCGCUGAUCUUCUGAAACUGUUCCUUAAUGACGCUCACAGAAAGUGGAUUUUGCCAACAACACCCAGUUGUCCCUCACACUUGCUGCACUUUCAAUUGGGCUGUGGUGGACAUUUGAUCGAUCUCGAAGUGGCUUCGGCCUGGGAAUUGGAAUUGCAUUUCUUGCCACAUUGGUGACUCAGCUUCUCGUCUACAAUGGAGUUUAUCAGUAAGUGUUUUCUGUUCAGUAUGGUGAUUGUAAUGCUAGGAUAUUAGAGGAGGUAUCAGGGGUUGGUGCUGAUGAAAUACCAAAAACUAUUCCGACUCCUUGCCCAGUAUGUAUCAAUCCCAUCAGAAUGGAUGCGGCUCAGAGGUGUGCAAGAUUGCAUCUGAGGUGUGGGGAUUUGCAUGGGCCUGUCCUUUCGGCUUUGGGACUGUGUGCUUCUACACCUGCCUGCUCUGUUUUAAAAGAAGAAAUAGAAGGGGAGAGGUGUUCAAGCAGCAGGACCACAAACAGGACCCCACACUUGUGUUCCCAACCUUGCAGCAGAUGCCUGCCCUCUUCCCAGCUUACAAGGCCAAGGGAAAAGCUUAGGAGUGUUUUGGCAGCUGCAUUGCCAAUGACCUACGAGCAGCUUAGCCAAAGCACCUAGGGCCAAAACAACAACCCUAUUGCUACCUUUCCAAUCUCAAACUUGGAACUAGGGAAGGAAGCCUGGCGUUACAUGGAGGUGCAGCAUGGGGUCAGGGGCCUGGCUGCAAGCUUUUGCUUGACUUCCAGUGCCCGAUUCUGACAUUGUGGGCUGGACUUCAGGUGCCGUGCUGAUUCCAAUGGAAGAUCUGCCAUCAGCUCUGCUGGGCAAGGGCUGGUGUCCCGGCCACUGCAGCACAGUGCUGCUUAUGGGUCUUUUUGCAAAGCUUCAAUGCACAGUGAGCAGGCUGUGCCUCGUUUUUCAGAAACGGGACUGUGUCGGAUGCAUUAGCACAAGCUGUUACUUGUACCAGUGCAGUCUUGAGCCCAGGCGACAGCGUCAGAGUGCCAGAGGUUUCCUGUUUCUUUGUGCAUUGUUUCAGGCCUAACCAUGACUCUUUAUCUCUCCCUAGAUACACAUCUCCUGACUUCCUUUAUGUGCGUUCCUGGUUACCCUGUAUAUUUUUUGCUGGUGGAAUAACUAUGGGGAACAUUGGCAGGCAGCUGGCAAUGGUAAGUUAGUCUGUCAGUGCUGGGAUUAUUUGCAGCAUACUUGUGAAUAAUUUUGUCUACCUUUAGAUGUGUGAGCCAUCCUUUGCAGGCCACAUCCAGAUAACUGUGCUGCUGUUCAGGAAGCUCAACAUACAGCAGUCCUUGUGCUUUCCAACCCUGCCAUGUUCUCCACUUAAAUACAGUUGCUAUUCAGUUCACAGUGCCUUAAAGGAAAAAACCCAGGAUGUACCUGAUGUUGUCUGUGCAUUAGCAGAACUCCCACAUGCAUAAUAGGACUUCACCUUCUUAGCUACCCCUGUAAACUUACCCACAACAUGCCCUCUAAACCUGAUCUCGAUGGCUGGGAGACCUAGAGAAGUUUGGUAGGGAGUGGGAAAGCUGCAGAGCACAUGACAGGAUCAUGAAGUCCUGCUGUGUGAGUGGAAGUCCGUUCAACACAACGUUGGAUUCAACCUGCAGAUUGUAGGAAUAAGGUGGAAAGCUGGGCUCCCAGAAAAUUUACCAUGCUGAGCUCCACUCAUUUGCAUCCCUUGUUCUCAAUUUUUACAGUGUAUCCUUUAUUGUGUGUGUGUGUCAUUCUUGGAGACACUUACCACUUAAUUUAUGUGUUUUUAUUUUGUAGUACGAAUGCAAGGUUAUUGCAGAAAAGUCUCAUCAGGACUGAAAAAGAGCAAAGCAUACCUUUCUCAAGGAGGAUGAAUGACAGACCUGGAAGAACUGGCACCAAGGAGUACUUUAUAGUGUUUUCAAAACAGUCGUCGCCCUCUCUUGUGUCUUCUUCUGCUCUCACUCGCUGUCCCCCUUGGCCUGUUCCACCUGCAAAAGACACUUUUUACUGCAAUCUGUGAUUGCUACAUCUGUAAUUCACUUGAAAAUCCCAGCAUCUUGGUAUCGGAUCAGUGUGAAAUUCUGCUGGAAUGCAACAUGCUGGACAAGGUGUUGGUUUUUAGAUAGGAGCCUUUACUUUAUAAAGUAAGCUAGUCUUGCCAUAUACCAUCCUCUUAUUUGCAUAAUGUUCCUGUGCCAAACCAAACUCUCUCUCUUUCUCUCUCUCGGUUGCAUUCCUUUUUUUACCUUUCCCUGGACAACUUGGGGGAUUAAAUGUUAUUAGAGUGUUUCUAUUUUAUUAUUCAUGCCAGAGUGAUGUAAAGGUGGCCUGAAAAGGCAUUGAGGACAGUAAAUCACAAAUAUAAUUCAAGGCUAUGACUUCACUUGUCCCUACCCCACCCCACCCAAAAAAUCAACAGGUUAGUUGUAUGUCAGGUACAGUUACACACAACCAACUUGUUCCGUGUCAUGGGUUGAUUGUAUAUUGGAUGUAAAACCAACCUGGGCCAUUCUGCAUACGUACAGGUGAGGCUUCUGCCGCAGUCAUGAUGUCUGUGCCUGCCAUGUUCCUUUGUAAAUAGGUUCAUUCUGUUGUAGGACUCUUCAUGCAACACUAGCAGUAACACUGCUGCGAGUGCAGACAUGGCUGAGAUGGAGUGAUGCUACUGAGACCACCUGAAAAUAAGUCAUCUGUGGAUGAUAGAUCUGCUGUGGAAAUAGGAAAACCCGAACUUCUUUAAAUUCAGUGAGAUCAGCCUCUGUUUACUUGUUGGAAGUUUCACUCUUGCACUAUAUGCAUAAGCGUGGAUUCUCACAUGCAUUCUGAUGAUAGAAGACGCAAUCUGCUGUGAACUUCUCCUAUGCAUGCCCCAUUGAAAAGAAUGGAUGAGUGGAUAAUUGUCGUAUGCUACAGCAAACGUGAAAGGAUCCCAAUAGUUCAGGGAUUGGGAGCCCCUUACCCUUCAGGUGUUGUUGAACUCCAGCUUCCAUCAGCCCCAGCUAUCAUAGACAGUGGCCAGGGAUGAUGGAAUUUGUAGUCCAACAACAUCUGGCAGGCCAGAGGUUUCCCAUCCCCGCAUUAGAUUGUGCUUGGUUAAAUAGACUCAAAGAAGGCCAGAGUAUGAUGCGACCUUGACACACUCUUCUUAGAGGUGUCCAUUGAGGUUGGGGGUGUGGCAGAAGGGAGAAAUGCCUUACUUGUAAUGAAGCCCUAAAGUUGUUGAUUCUAAGUAAAAAGAAUAAGUUGAAUCUGUUCUAAACUUGACCAGUUUCAUUACUUCUAUUGUCGUUCAUUUAGCUUUAGAGAGCUGCUUAUAUUCUUUUAAAGAACAUUUUCUUUUUAAAAGAAAUAUUCUGUAAAAGGUUUUUUUUAGAAAAUGUGUUACAGUGACUCGAAAGGGCUUGCUCCAAAGAACCGAUGUGUUUAGACAAAAUGUUUUAUUUUUCUUUAAUAAUGUAUAUUGUUGUGUUCAUAAAAAAAAUUGUGGAACAGACAAACUAAGCAGCGUUUUUAAGGCUUGCAUGCUAAUAUAUGAAGAAUAUGCAAUGAAAGCUUGGGACAAAAAGAUAUCGGAAGGAAAAUGUGCAAUCAAUAAGACUUAAAGAAAAGAAAAAGCGCAAAAGCAAAUAAUAUGCAAAAUAUCAGUAGCUGAGACUUCCCACUUGGUGUUGUAGCUUCCCACCGCAGCACUGAAAUGUUUCCAGUGUCGUCCUAUGGACUUAAUGUUACGGAGAAAGCACUUACGCCUUAGUGUAUCUCCUUAUAUGCCCUUCCCCACACUGAAAUGCAAACACUUUGUGUAUAUUUAUAUGAUUUAAUUUUGAAGCAUUUCCUUGAAUGGUACAAAUGUCACUUGGGAUUGUGGAGAUACCUUAAAAUUAAGUCAACAGAGAGCUUAGUAUUCCAGCAUAGCUUGUAAGUGCAUCCGUGAUCCUGCUGAUUAAUAUUUAUGGGUCAACCCAGCUAUUUAAAGUGUUCGUUAAAAUUGUGGCAUGAGUAUAUUUUGAAGGCUUAAAUCUGGCAAUUUGGCUCUUGGAAAACGAGUGACUAAAUUAGGCAACAGACCAGUAAGAUGUGUGGAGCUUUUUAUGUGAACUGUAGAAGAGAUCUCUUACUUAGAAGUUUCUAGUCAUUGCUUGUAUUCUCCAGGGCCUUCCCAUAGACAGGUGAGCUUGGAGCAUAUCAGCAGAGAGUUAUCAAGGAGAUCAGCUUCUGUUUCACAUGUAUAGUCUAGGGCAACUCUUGUUGGGAGUAGAUGGUCUUGGGAGUAUAGCAGGUCUCUCGUUUCCCACCGUCGUUGUUUUUAAAUCUAGUUGACACGAAAUGUGAAAAGAAUUAUGAAGGCAUGAAGAGCAAUUGUGUGGUACCUCAGUUCACAAUAUGGCAUGUAAUAGCUAAAAAAGAUGGCUGUUCAUGGCUAUGCUAAUUGAAUGCUAUGAAUACCACUGUAUUCUGUAACAGACUCUGCAAACUUUGGAGGACUUAACAGAUUUGCCACUUACAAAUCUUGCUUGCUUUUGUGUCAUGUGUUCUUUGCACCCAGCUGUAAUGAGGGGGGAAAAAACAGUUUUCAUCCACCUUGCUGAAGUUCACAUGUGGUGUUAAAUCUUACAUACAUCUUCAUAUCUCAUCCUUUGUAUAUUAACAUAAACAUGGAGAUUAAAACCUUUUGUAUAUCAUAACUACUUACCAGGCAUCCUUGUAUACCAGGCCUUGCACUGUUUGUCAGUCAGUGAUAGAUGAUAACACAUGGUAAGUUUGAAAAUGCCACUUCAAAUAAGUUCAGUGACUCUUCCAUGUCUUUAAGCCAAUGAUGCAAAGUCACCCCAAAGUCAUUCUUGUGGACUACUGCUUUUCUGUUGAUGAGUAGCUUUUCGUUUAACAAAACAUGCGUUGAUUUUUAUGUACCUACUAGCCAGUACUAGAAUUUUGGGAGGAGAGGUUUGUAAUGGGAAUGCCUUAAUUACAGUGGUGGGAAGAAGCAGCUACUGUAUAAUGUGUAAUUAUAAUAUUAGACCGUCUUCAAAAUGUUCUGUAGAGGAUGACUAAGAUAUAUUUUAGAUACAACUUUAUAAGCACUAUAAACUCUUCACUAGUUGUGAAUUGUAAAGGUUGAUGAUGUUUACUUCAAAUUGCUGUUAAAAGCAAAACAUGUAUUAAAUAUAAUUACAGCCUCGUUGAA
Podarcis lilfordi (Lilford's wall lizard) is the source of this 18095-nucleotide messenger RNA. The record is from the annotation of a GenBank genome assembly. NCBI's taxonomy places the organism in Eukaryota, Metazoa, Chordata, Lepidosauria, Squamata, Lacertidae.